Messenger RNA from Octopus bimaculoides (California two-spot octopus), 4405 nucleotides. RefSeq lists its product as uncharacterized. The record is from RefSeq and is a predicted model, not a curated record. NCBI's taxonomy places the organism in Eukaryota, Metazoa, Mollusca, Cephalopoda, Octopoda, Octopodidae. Gene Ontology annotation, cellular component: nucleus. Gene Ontology annotation, biological process: regulation of transcription by RNA polymerase II. Gene Ontology annotation, molecular function: DNA-binding transcription factor activity, RNA polymerase II-specific.
CGUAUUUUUUGCACGUAUUUCGCCAAAAAAAAUUUCCGGAAAAAGUGAAAAAUGAAGAAAUGAGGAGGGGGGAAUUGAAAUUUUGAAGUUGUGAUUUUUGAAAAUUUUUUUUCAGAAUGACAAUAUCAAUACCCUAAAACGUGGGAUUCCGUAAAAAAAAAAACAUUAAGGGGGAAAGGUUCCGUUUACAUAUCCUCCACCGUCACAUGUAGUUACACUAGCACACUUCACAUUUUGAUUUACUUGCGAUUCUGCUAGCUGUACGGUAAAGUUCAAAACUUUGUAUCUACCGUUUCCAGUUCUCGGCUACAUUGCCUUCAAGAUUAAGCUCAUUCGGACGAUUAUUCAAUCCCACUGCUGACACCAUGUAAAUUGACACAACACAGGGCGCAGCCAUUACUUUGUGUUUAUUUACACAAUCUCGUGACGUCACACUUUUGUGUGCACAUCUUAACGUAAAGUCACUCUCAUUACACUAUUUCGUUGCGUAUUCUCAUACAGAUAUGUAAAAAGUACGUAACAUAUUUUCACAUUGUCUUCAUUAUCUAUGAUCCUUUGAUGGCCUGCAUAACCUCACAGUUUGAGUAUAACUCAGUCGCUAUUUCAGAAAUGUUAUCUGUGGAAGAUACUAUACAGCUAGGUGCCUGUAGAAUCAGUCUGAUGAGAGGUUUUGUAAACGAAGUUAUGAGAUUUUACUGUCGUUACUUCCAGUGCAGUUUACUUCUAAUUUUUCAGUAGACGAAACUGCAUGUUAACCACAUUGUAUGAACCUAAUAAAUACCAGAGUCUGAUGAAAGUUGCGUAGAUAUACCUAAGAAUACCCGGUGGAGUUUUAGAAUAGCUGUCCUUCGAAGUCCCAAGCUCCAUCUAACGCAGUAGAUGAGAACAAAUAACUGUUUUUAAAAUUUUAAUUUUUCAGAAUCGUAAUUUCCUAUGUAUACAACACGAGAAUGGUAAAAAAACAAAAUAGUCCAGAAAUACCAUUUUCCAUCCCCGCCGAAUACAUUAAUGUAAAAUGCCGUUGUCUGUAAACAAUGUAUCAAAUUUUUCAUGCCUGACGCUUUAAUAAAAGAAUUUGCAUGGAACCAUAAAGUACCGUUGUCACAAACAGUAUACGAAUUUUAUUGUAUACACAGCAUUUUACGUAUGGAUUCCCUCAGUAUAUUCACAUAGUAGACGUUUAAUAAAACAUUUUAUUGAAAUGAAUGCGAAACAUGUAUUCCCUUACUAUAGUGAACAACAUUAAAGAUGUUAAAAAGAAAAAAAAAAUGAGAGCAAGUGGACUAGGUUAUACGAAAGUGAAGCUGUGAUGUUCUAGAUUAGUUGAGUGUGUUAAGACCUGACAGUCAUUCAGAGGAGAUGCCUGAUAUCGUUCUCCACAGGUGUUCACCAAGUUGACAACAACGUGCUGUCACACACAGAAACUAACGAACGAAUCUUGACAAGUCAAUGAUAAGUCUGAGACCUUUUCCGAUUGAUUGCCCUUCGUCGUACCCUUUACAAAAAAUCAAACACUGUUCCGGGCUUUCAUCCCACUGUGCAGCACUUUGGAAUAUCUGGUGACAUUGAGAUGGAAAUUUAUCACCCCAAGAUGCCACAGUGAAUUUAUGAAAUGAUCAAGAACAUAUGUGAUGCUGUUUUUAAAACCUUGACUGAAUGACUGUGAAAUAUUUCCAAUAAAUGGAAAGAUUUCCUACCUUUGCUGGAGAUAAAUUGUAUGACUUGAGGAAUGUUCUAUAAAUAUUCAGUCGGAUUGCAUCUGAGGCAAAAUGGUCUUUGGAUAUUCUUGGGUGGUUUGUUCAUAUCCUGCUGUUGGCAUUUCAUUGUGUGAAUAAUUAGAGAACCAGUAUUAGGUAUUCGUGAUAUAUUUCAUGUCCCAGGUUGUAAUUUAUGUCUGUCCUCUUAUCACACUAGAAACAACACCUAGUCACAUCUCCUUUACUAACAUGGAAGAGCCUAAUGUAUUUGUUUUUGAAGUUUCGUUUAUAAAGUUUGAUAGCUAGAGAUUAUUUACUCUUCAUUUGCUUUCUGAUUUUUAAUUACAAUAUUAAACCCAGCAGAGGAAUCUAGCUUGUGUUUCCUUAUAGCUGCACCAACACCAAAUGUUGCCAAUAUUUUACAAAUUCUCUUUGCAAGUUUUACUUUUUAAGAAAAUAGGAUUUGAUACUUGUCAUUUGUUAGAAAUUUUCAAUGAAUAUUAAUCUUAAAAGCAAACCAACAAACAAGGCAUUUCUAGUAUAUUUUAUAGAAUACAGUGGAAAUUAUGGCAAAUAAGCUAUGUAAAAGCCAUGUUCACAGAGAAACUAAAUAUAAGAAUAAAGAUUUAUUUCAUGACACCCUGAGAGAUUCAAAAGAGAGACCAUAUCCAUGUGGUAUCUGUGGGAAGAUGUUCAUAAAAAGCAGUCACCUUACUGAACACAAACGUACUCACACUGGAGAGAAACCAUACUGCUGUGACAUUUGUGCAAAGACAUUUGCAAGAGUUAGUAAUUUAAUUCAACAUAAACUAAUUCACACAGGCUCAAAGCCUUAUCCUUGUGAAAUCUGUGGUAAAAGAUUUACUACAAAUAGUUCAUUGAACUCUCAUAGACGUAUUCACACAGGAGAGAGACCAUACCACUGUGAUAUCUGUGGUAAAACUUUCACAUCAAAUAGUACACUGUAUUCUCAUAAACGUAUUCACACUGGUGAAGAACCAUUUCGUUGUGAUAUCUGUGGCAAAACAUUCUCUGCAAGUGGAAAUUUAACAGCUCAUAAACGUACUCAUACUGGAGAGAAACCAUGUUCUUGUGAUAUUUGUGGCAAGAAAUUCACUUGCAAUGGUGAACUAGCUCGUCACAAACGAAAACACACUGGAGACAAGCCAUAUCAUUGUGAUAUCUGUAACAGAAAAUUCUCUCAGAGUAGUAAUUUAUAUAGUCAUAAAAGGAUACACACAGGUGACAGGCCAUACCACUGUAAUAUAUGUGGUAAAACAUUCUCUGUAAGUGGUAGUUUAUCUCGCCAUAAACGUAUCCACACUGGUGACAGGCCCUACUACUGUGAUAUCUGUGGUAAAGCAUUCACCGCAAGUGGUAGCUUAUCUAGUCAUAAACGUAUUCACACUGGAGAGAAACCAUACCAUUGUGAUGUUUGUGGGGAAACAUUCUCUCGAAAGAAUGCAUUAACAUGUCACCAACACCUCCAUACAGGUAAGAAACCACAUUGCUGUGAUAUCUGUGGUAAAACAUUCUCUCUUACUAAUCAGUUAACUCGUCACAAACAAACCCAUGAAGGAAGGGGUGCAUAUCACUGUGAUAUCUGUGGCAAAACAUUUUCAAUGAAUGCUCAUUUAUCUCGUCACAGUCGCGUUCACACUGGAGAGAAACCAUAUCACUGUGAUAUUUGUGGUAAAACAUUUGCUCAGAAUGGUGAGUUAUCCAGCCACAUACGUGUACACACAGGAGACAGACCAUACCACUGCGAUAUUUGUGGUAAAACAUUCUCUAAGAGUGGUAGUUUAAUUUGUCACAAACGUAUUCAUACAGGAGAAAAACCAUACCAUUGUGAUAUCUGCAAUAAAGCAUUUUCCAUAAGUAGUGAACUAUCUUGUCAUAAACGUAUUCACACAGGAGAUAGACCAUAUCACUGUGAUGUUUGUGGUAAAACAUUCUCUCAGAGAGGUAAUCUAUCUUGUCAUAAACGUGUACACACAGGAGAUAGACCAUACCAAUGCAAUGUUUGUGGUAAAACAUUCUCUCAGAAUGUUCACUUAUCUAGUCAUAAAUGGAAACACACUCGUGAUAGACCAUACCAUUGUGAUAUCUGUGGAAAAUCAUUUUCUCAAAAAGGUAAUUUAACUACUCACACACAAAUGCAUACCUGAAGACAAACUUUACUGCAAAGAUAUAUGUCAUAAAAUACCUUCAGUAAUAACACUGUCUGACAGAUUGCUUAUGGAGAACAUUCUUGCCAUUUCAGUUGUGUUUUCAAGGCAACCACUUGGUUUUUCAUAAAUGAAACAGCUAAGUCUUCUAGCUAUAAAGUGCAAAGAAGUUUGUGAGUAGAUUGACACCUUUUAUGUUCUGAUCUCUUUUCUUUCCAUGGGAACAUUACUAGACAAGACCAUUGCCACAAAUAUAGAAAAACCAGAUGAAAGUUCGUUAUUAAGCUGUCAUCUUGUUCUUUUUAAUUCGUAUCUGUAUAUUACAGGAACAAGUUUCCCGACAAUGAUUCUUGAGAAGUGCUUAUAAAUAUUUUCAAGAUGAGAUUUGUAAAUCAAUGCUUUUACUUUAAACAUAAUUUUAAUCUCAUCAUCCAAAUGAUUUCUUUAUGUGAACUAUUGCAUUUGUUAUUAUUAAAGUUAAAUCAUUGAAAUAGAGUUAUCUCUUUCAAACAAAAAUCAAAUAAAGCUGUGAAAUAUCAA